Stylonychia lemnae is the source of this 1572-nucleotide messenger RNA. The record is from the annotation of a GenBank genome assembly. Lineage: Eukaryota; Ciliophora; Spirotrichea; Sporadotrichida; Oxytrichidae.
AUGGAAGAUAAAGAAAACUUUGAUGAAAGUACCUAGCAAGAACAGACAAAUUAAUUGAAAAAGUCUUCAUCAUAGAGUUAAAGUAUUAGUAGUUAUGGUUUGUCUGAAGAAGAUAAAGAAAAUAUCAGUAUAUCAGAGAAUUCCAAUUAAACAGAUCAUUUUGCCACUGUUGAAAUAGCCAACGAUAAAUAAAAAGAAUAAAUUGUUUAGAACAGAAAAGGGGAGAAAUUAGAGAUAUUUUUAGAUGACAAAAAUGACAAAGUUAGAAACUCACAAGAAUACUUAGAGUUCAACGACUUUCUUUUGGAAUGUGACAAUUACAAAAAACUUGUUAUCAGACUAAGAGGUAUUAUUAUUAUCUGUUAAUUUGGUUUAGAAAAAAAGGAGAAUUACUACUUUUUGUAUUUAAGCAAACCUAGAGACUGGUGGAAAUUUCCAACUAAAUUAAUUGACGAUGACAAUGAAAAUCUAAUCGUUAGCAUUGAGAUCAUCAACUCAAUGCUUAAGUAUGUCAAGAAAAGCAUCAAUUUUUAAAAGUUGAGAGGACCCAGAAUGAAGUUCGCUUUCAAUAAGAUGGAAAUAAGCUCUUUAUUGAAUGACCAGGAGAUUAUUAAAGCGUUAUAAUGGGUUUCUUAGAGAGUUAAAUUCAAUGAUGACAGUUUCAAGGACUACUUAGAGUGUCUAAAAUUAAUAGCAAAAAUCGCAGAUUCUUUCAAUCAUAAAAUGAAGACUCUAAUAUCCUAUAGAUUGCAAAUGAAAAGCUAAGCCAUUUUCUCUCACACCUUCUGGAAUAUCUAAUAAUUGAUAAAUGAAAAUGAAGAUGCAGUAGAUCAUAAUUAAUUCACUGCAAUACUGGAUAUGUACAGAGCCUAUGAACUUCAGAAUCAUCAAUGGGAAUAUAUUUGGGAUUUCUAUGACAUGAUUAUUAAAAUGGUUACUCAUUUGAAGAAACAAAUUGACGUUAGCAAUGAUGUUUACAGUCUCCCACAGGGUCUUUAACUAAAAGAUAUCUUUGUCUACAUCCAAAUCUUAAAAGAUCUCAUAAGAGACAUCAAACUGAGGCCAGAUACCUUGCAACUUCAAGAUUUAGUAGAGAUGGACAUUGCAGGCUUUAUGCUCUCAAUAUAUGAGCUUUUAGAUAAGAACUAUCCUCAAAAGUCUCGCUUGCAUCAUUAUGUGGAAUAAUACAUUUAUCAAAACAUAUUAGAGAUAGCAGACUCAUGUAUCCUGAACUAAGAACUAGUAUAGAUGCUCGUAGAAUCUAAUAAUUCUUAGUUCUUGAUCCUACUGAAGUAAAGUUUAUUUGAUGAGAACUCUCCUUUGUUCCACAGCUACUUCAUCAAAAGAAAGUCUCUGAAGAUUUAUCUAGAACUAUCAAAAAUAGCAGUCAUAAAUACUGAGAUCUUUGAAUGCUUCUAGAGAGAGGGAUUCAUAGAUUUAUCGUCAAUUAACUUUCAAGACAUCUACUAUCUAAACACAAAUUACAUAUUGAGAGAAUCUUUGAAGAACCUCCGAAAAGCAGAAUCUGUAAACAAGAUACUUAAUUAAUAAGUUUAUGCAGCAUGCUCAUGA